This is a messenger RNA of Pecten maximus, 1310 nucleotides long. RefSeq names its product phospholipase B1, membrane-associated-like. Gene Ontology annotation, biological process: phospholipid metabolic process. The transcript has 13 exons. Bases 77 to 1267 code for a protein of 396 amino acids. The record is from RefSeq and is a predicted model, not a curated record. Lineage: Eukaryota; Metazoa; Mollusca; Bivalvia; Pectinida; Pectinidae. Gene Ontology annotation, molecular function: glycerophospholipase activity.
ACCGCCAGUAAGAGUAGUAGAUAUCAUAGAAUCGUCGCCUUGUCCGGGAACGUCGCAGAUUGCACGACCACCUGACAUGUUUUUCAUUCUCUUCAUCGUAACCGUCUGUGCCAGUGUAGAAGCUAAGGCGCCAUGGUACCAGCGAUAUGAAGAGUUCUUUACGGAGGUUUUGCCUAACAAUGCCACCCUGAAUGCCCUAUGGCAGGAACAUGUGGCAUCGUACCAACGAAAGGAAAGAGAGAUCAGUUUCCCGAUCCCACACUUUGACUGUCACAUAAAUCAAGCGCACAGUGGAAAUACAGCCACUUCCGUUCAUGCCCUACAUCCGGGCGACAUCAAAGUGGUGGCGGCUAUGGGCGAUUCUUUAACUGCCGGUAAUGGUAUCCUAGCAACCAAUGUGAUCGGUGACCUACUGGAAUAUAGAGGUCAUUCGUGGAGUAUCGGCGGGGACGGCGUACUGGAAGAGGUCCUCACCUUUCCAAAUAUUCUAAGGAAGUUUGGUGGGUAUCUGUACGGUUACUCUGAGGGGAUAGCCAAGAGAAACCUGACAGGGGCUAAUCUGAACGUCGCUAAACCUGGAGAUGUCGCCGCGAAUAUGCCAGAACAAGCUCAUCUAUUGGUGGCCAGGAUGACGAACAAUCCAAAUGUACGCAUGAAUGAUGACUGGAAGGUGGUGACUCUAUUUAUCGGUGGAAACGACCUGUGUGACUACUGCUCAAAUUCGCACCAAUACAGUCCAGAUAACUAUGUAAAUUAUAUCCGGGAGUCACUUGACAUCCUGAAGGCUAAUCUUCCAAAGACAUUUGUCAACCUCGUCAGUAUAUUUGACAUAGCCCCGAUUGCGUCUAUGGAGAAAGGAUUCAUCUGUAGUGUAGUUCACACAUUUGUUUGUGAGUGUGGACAAAACACCGCCAAUGGCCCAAUGUUGAGGCAGGUUACGCAUGCGUACCAGAAGGGAGUUGAAGAUCUUGUCAACAGCGGUCGUUAUGAUACCCGUGAUGAUUUUACUGUUGUUGUCCAGCCUUUUUAUAAACACACAGAACCACCACAACUGGACUCGACGGGUAAGAUUGACAUGUCCUACUUCAGUCCCGAUUGUUUCCAUUUUAACCACAAAGGACACUUCGCCUCCGCCAUCUCCCUCUGGAAUAACAUGUUGGAAUCCCCCGCCGUGAAACAACAGGAAUGGUACCUCAACCAGCCCUUCCAUUGUCCCGCUAUUCAGACGUAUAAUCCAUCCGGGUUCUUCACUACUUAUAGAAACUGAUUUUAAGACUUUCGAUAAAAUAAAUAUCCAUCUAACUUACAAA